Lolium rigidum is the source of this 1611-nucleotide messenger RNA. Its product is annotated as amino acid transporter AVT1I-like. The record is from RefSeq and is a predicted model, not a curated record. Gene Ontology annotation, cellular component: plasma membrane. Lineage: Eukaryota; Viridiplantae; Streptophyta; Magnoliopsida; Poales; Poaceae. The coding region runs from base 60 to 1283 and encodes 407 amino acids. The transcript has 3 exons.
UCAAGGAAAGGUAGCUACUAUGAGCAUUUAGUUACCGUACGAUUAAGCGAGAAAUUGCAAUGGACGGGAGCACUGACAACAGCGAUCCGCCUCCGCCGUCCGACAAGACAAGCUUCCUCAAGACAUGCUUCAAUGGAAUCAACUCACUCUCAGGGGUCGGGCUUCUCUCGCUUCCCUACGCACUGUCCCAGGGCGGAUGGCUGAGCCUAAUCGUCUUCCUCGCCAUCGCCGCCAUCAGCUUCUACACGGGGAUUCUCCUGCAGAGAUGUAUCGACUCCAGCUCUCUCGUCGACACCUACCCGGACAUUGGAGCCCACGCCUUCGGCCGGAGAGGCCGCGUCAUCGUAGCCGCCUUCAUGUACCUCGAGCUCUACCUCGUCGCCAUCGACUUCCUCAUCCUUGAGGGGGACAACCUGCACAAGCUGUUCCCGGCGGCGAGCUUCCGGCUAGGCGCCCUCCACGUCCGCGGCAAGCAGGCGUUCGUGCUGGCUGCCACGCUGGUCGUGCUGCCGACCACGUGGUUCAGCAGCCUCAACGUGCUCGCGUACGUCGCCGCCGGAGGAUCCCUGGCGUCCGUCGUCCUCAUCGCCGGCGUCCUCUGGGUCGGGGUGUUCGACGGCGUCGGGUUCCACGAGACGGGCAGGCUGGUGCACUGGGCCGGCAUGCCCAGCGCCAUGAGCUUGUACUCGUUUUGCUUCAGUGGACAUGCCGUCUUUCCCAUGAUAUACACGGGGAUGAAAGACAGAAAAAGGUUCCCCGCGGUUCUGUCUGUGUGCUUCACCUUGAGCACACUCAGCUACGGCUUCAUAGGCGUCAUCGGGUACCUGAUGUACGGCGACAUGCUCCAAUCACAGAUCACCCUCAACCUUCCAUCGACGAGCGUCGCCGCCAAGGUGGCCAUAUACACGACGCUGGUGAACCCGCUGACAGGUUACGCGCUGCUGGUGGCGCCCGUCGCUGAGGCAGCCGAGGGCGCGCUCGGCGUCAGCAAGAGCACGCCGCUCCGGGCUCUCGUCAGGACGGGGCUCGUCGCCGGGACCGCCGUCGUCGCGCUGGCCGUGCCCUUCUUCGCCGAAGUCGUGGGGCUCACCGGCGCGCUCCUCAGCUGCACGGUAACGAUGCUUCUUCCGUGCGUGUGCUACCUCAAGGUCCGCUCCAAGAUCGGGGGCGCCACCGCGAUGCGGCUGGAGACGGCAGCUUGCCUGGCCAUUGUGGCGGUUGGCGCCACGAUUGUUGGAUUGGGAACUUACAGCUCCGUGAAGCAAAUAGUUCGGAGGUUGUGAUGAACGUGUGUGGAAGACGAUAAUCCAUGCAUCCGAGCACGGGUGUUGCUGCGACAAAGACCUAUGAGUGAGAGUAGUCUGUUAGGAAUAAUCUUGAGUUUAGGUUUCCUAACAUGUGAGUACUUAGUUGAGUCAAUUGUCAAGUUAGUACGUGCGUGUCGUACGCGCCAUGGAGUCCUAGCUAGUUUGUAUCCUAGUCGGUGUCACGUGUGCUAGCUAGUUUGGUUAGUAGGUUCCGAGUACGUAAGAGUAGAUCAGGUUCUUUGUCUCCAUGUCGGUUUGGACAGGUUUCUAGUAAGAGUACGAUUACGAUUGAGACGUCUGGGUU